Messenger RNA from Rhagoletis zephyria (snowberry fruit fly), 1272 nucleotides. The record is from RefSeq and is a predicted model, not a curated record. NCBI's taxonomy places the organism in Eukaryota, Metazoa, Arthropoda, Insecta, Diptera, Tephritidae.
AUGAACAAUUGUGACCACAAACAGAACAUCAAUCCGUGGUAUCAAAAGGCGCGCGCUUUUGCUCAGCUCAAAAACGACCAAGAGAAGCAGAAAAUGAUGGUUAUGCCUCAGCACAUCUCCAACUACAUCUACGCGUUAAAUCAGAAGGUGGACAGGCUGUUGGCAGAGAAUUUGGAGCUAAAACGGGCGCUUAACGCGAAUGCGAUGACCACCACCAAAACAUCAGAGUUGAUCAAACGGCUUGCCAGUGAAUCGACCGACUUCUCCAAGAGCAAGCGACACAAGUUUGACGACAAAGUGCCAAUCGCUAUGCCUUCUGUGGCUGCCAAUAAGGUAGUGUCGGUAAAGGGCAAAGAGGAAAAGCCAAAGAAUGAGCCCGAACUUAUCAACCUGGAUGACGAUGAAAGCGAGAGCGGCGAAAAGGCUUCAGUCAUGCCGACUACAACCAGUUUGCAAGCAAAGGUAGUGGUGCGCUACCCGCCCGAAGAGAAGAAACAGAUCCUGCUGUUGGGCCAAGAUCUGAUGUGCUUGCGUGACGGGCAGUACCUGAAUGACAACAUCGUCAACUUCUAUAUGAAGCACUGGGAGAAGACGAUGCUACCAGAGAACCUGCGCGACCGCAUCUUCAUCUAUGACGCCCUCUUCUCUGUGAGCUUGACUAAAUUGAAGAAAGGCAUGUUUGACGACCGUUUGAAGUCGUGGACAAAGGGCGUAGACAUCUUCAAGAAGGACUACCUCUUCAUGCCGUUCAUCAAAGACAAGCACUGGUUUUUGGUCAUUCUCUGCAACAUCUACAAUCUGAUGUCAAAAGUGCAAACGCCGAGUUCAGUUGCGGGCGAACCGAAGAAAGCCACCAUCAUCUUCAUGAAUUCGCUCUGCAACAACAACGAUAGUGAAAUGGACCUCGUAGUGAAGAGUAACGUCAAGGCGCUGCUAAAGUACCUGGAAUGGGAGUUCAACGAGAAGAACUGCAACGGUGGACCUAAGGUGACCAGGCUCUCCAACUACCAAAUCCUGACACCCAAAGUGCCACAGCAGCCCAACCUCUACGACUGCGGCCUUUUUGUUCUGAAGUACUUUGAAUACUUCCUUAAGGACCCAGAAAACGUGCUGGCAUGUAUGGAGAACAACCCGCAUUCAUUGACAAAUUGGUUCGAGCCGAAGCGCCAGAAGAAGAAGCGCAGCAAAAUUCACCAGCUGAUCGUCAGCUUGAUGUCGGUGGACGAUGUCAACCAGCUGAAUAAGGAGACGGUCGAUUACAAGGGAUUGUAA